AUGGGUAAAAAGGUCCCAAGUAGGGCCGUUUCUUCUUCUAUUUCUUGUAGAGUGUGCGGGGAUCGUUCCUAUGGGAAGCAUUAUGGUGUCUAUUGCUGCGAUGGUUGUUCUUGCUUUUUCAAAAGAAGUUAUGUCGUUUUAAAAACAGCCGGAAGUCGACAAUGCGUUAUAGAUAAAGUACGACGUAAUUGGUGCCCUUUUUGUAGGCUUCAACGUUGUUUGGCAGUCAAUAUGAACGUAUCAGCCGUACAAGAAGAAAGAGGACCGAGAAAACCGAAAAAUAAUAAAAUAAACUUACGUAAUUUUCAAUAUCAUACAGAAAUUUACGAAAUAUCCGCUAAUAUUCUUCUUACAGCAGUUAAAGAUGCGAGAUGUAAUCCAGGAUUUAGAAUUUUAUCAAAAAAUUCGCAAAAUAUGAUAUUAGGUCACCUUUGGGCGCCUUUGUUUAUUUUAAAAGCUUCUUAUUGGCACACAGAUGUCGCUGGUAUAUUAAACUUUCUUAAAGAAACUUGUGAUUAUAUAAAAUCGUUAAAUUUCAACGAAAAAACUCUUCUUCUUUUCGAAACUAUUCUAUUAUGUCAAAAAGACUUUUUAAUAAAGCCGGAAGAUGUUAUAUUAACCGAUUAUAUCGUUUCGAAGACUAUAGAAGAUUUUAAAAAAGAAGAUAACGUUAAUUUUACGCGAUUAUUAUCGUCAAUAAAGAAAUUAUUUAUACCUAAUGCUUCUAUAUUGCACAUCUUAUUAUUUGAACCAAUAAUUGGAUCAGUACCAAUGGAAACAGUUAUAGCAACGAUCGAUAUAUAA
Messenger RNA from Diorhabda sublineata, 804 nucleotides. It is a transcript of the gene Hr83, whose product is annotated as nuclear receptor subfamily 2 group F member 5. Gene Ontology annotation, biological process: regulation of transcription by RNA polymerase II; cell differentiation; anatomical structure development. The transcript is spliced from 4 exons. The record is from RefSeq and is a predicted model, not a curated record. Gene Ontology annotation, molecular function: RNA polymerase II cis-regulatory region sequence-specific DNA binding; nuclear receptor activity; zinc ion binding. Lineage: Eukaryota; Metazoa; Arthropoda; Insecta; Coleoptera; Chrysomelidae. The coding region runs from base 1 to 804 and encodes 267 amino acids.